GCCCGACCACAUUCAGCGUUUUCCCGGCGUUUUCUGGCGUUUUGUCACUCGGCGCCGCUCAGCGUCGACGCUGAGGGCGGCGCCAAGCCGAAACGUCGUGCUCAACACACUCCAGAAAUCUCGCCGUCGCCGCCGCCGCCAAAGCCGCCGCCGGAAACGGCUCGAUGAGCGCUGACCAACCAGCGCCUUGCCGCGGCCACGCUGCUGGCAACUUUUUCAGGCAACUUCCGCAGAUUCGCAGUUCCCGCAUGGUUCGUGCUGCGCGCCGCCAUUUCUACUUGUUUUGUUUGUUUGGCGUGUUGCUGCGUUUCGACGUCGAUUGCUUCAAUCAUCCAAGAUGCUUCCUGCAAACAUAGACAACGAGCUUCUGAUUGCAAUUGUGGAAGCUAGGCCGAUAUUGUGGCAAGCAAAGCACAGGGAGCACAAAAAUCGUGUGAAAAAGAACGUUUUGUGGGUUGAAGUCGCCGCCAUCGUCCUGCCGGGUGUUCUGAAUGCUGAGAACAUAGUGCAGACACGCUGGAAGUCGUUGCGUGACAAGUUUCGCCGCUUGUUCGUGGCAAACAAAAAGGAGCAAAAGAGUGGAGCCGGCGCCGAGGAGACGGAUGAGGCAGCCAAUGUGACUUGGCCGUACUUUGAGCAGCUCAUGUUCUUGAAGGACAGCAUCGAAGGACGGCCGACAUCUGGAAACAUGACUGCACGGCAACUGCUGCUUGACAUCAGCAGCAGCCAAAGCAGCUAUGCUGACAUGGAUGCCACGGCACUGGACACCGGUUCACUGUCCGAAUCCAGCGGACAAGAUGUGCCACUCACACCGACAACUGGUACAACAGGCGAGAGUGGGACCGCCGACAUAGCACCCGAUGAGCCAGCCUGUCCCCCCAUCAGGCCGCAGCAAAAACGGAAGAGAAACAAUGAUGUUUAUGUAGCAGAGCUACAAAAUGUGACACAGCAGUUGAAUGGCUAUGUCCCCAAGGACAUUGACGAGAACUUUGCCCUGACGCUGCUGGGGCACAUGAGAAUGAUCAAGCCGGAACGAAAACUUGAUUUGCAGAUGAAGUUGCUGCAGGCUAUAAAAGAUUUUACAAAUGAGGAAUCGGAAUAA
This is a messenger RNA of Dermacentor silvarum, 1102 nucleotides long. Its product is annotated as transcription factor Adf-1-like. Gene Ontology annotation, biological process: regulation of transcription by RNA polymerase II. Gene Ontology annotation, molecular function: DNA binding. The record is from RefSeq and is a predicted model, not a curated record. Bases 338 to 1102 code for a protein of 254 amino acids. The transcript is spliced from 3 exons. Gene Ontology annotation, cellular component: transcription regulator complex; nucleus. Lineage: Eukaryota; Metazoa; Arthropoda; Arachnida; Ixodida; Ixodidae.